AUGGCAACCCGUGCCAAAUCCGGAAUCUCCAAACCUAAUAGGCACUACCUUCUCUCUGCUAUGGUCACAUCUCCAUGUGAGGUCGAACCACGAACAGCAGCUCAAGCUCUCAAGGAUGACAAAUGGAGGAAUGCAAUGAGGGCUCGUUUAGUCGCACUAGGAUAUAAUCAUCGACCAGGGUUAGAUUAUGCUGAAACGUUCAGUCCGGUUGUUAAGUCUACAACUAUCCGUGUAAUCCUUGGUGUGGUUGUUGAUCGCUCUUGGCCGAUUCGGCAACUUGACGUUAACAACGCAUUUCUCCAAGGUACACUUACUGAUGAAGUUUACAUGUCCCAACCGCCUGGCUUUGUGGAUCGUGAUUGGCCACACACUGUGUGUCGUCUUCGGAAAGCAAUCUACGACUUGAAACAAGCCCCACGAGCAUGGUAUGUUGAACUUAGGAACUAUCUUGUCUAUGUUGGUUUGUAA
Microthlaspi erraticum is the source of this 468-nucleotide messenger RNA. The record is from the annotation of a GenBank genome assembly. NCBI's taxonomy places the organism in Eukaryota, Viridiplantae, Streptophyta, Magnoliopsida, Brassicales, Brassicaceae.